Molecule: messenger RNA, 1018 nt
Organism: Klebsormidium nitens
Lineage: Eukaryota; Viridiplantae; Streptophyta; Klebsormidiophyceae; Klebsormidiales; Klebsormidiaceae
Source: the annotation of a GenBank genome assembly
CGAGCACGCCAAGUGGCGGCGACAAAAUUCUUGCAGGCAUGCAUGGCCAUUGCUGGCAUUGGCAUUGUUGGCUAUAGGCUUAGGACUAGGUCCGAUAGGGAAGUUUAACCGUACUGUACUGUAGGUAGCUGUGCCUACCUGCUAUCGGUGGUCCUGCCAACACUCAGUGGAACAGAAGGCCGCACUCAAAUACUCAUGCCACAUUGCAAGCCGACCAGUGUAUUGGGAUUUGAAACCACCACCACUACUUUAAACUUCAGUCUGACGGCAGUCAGAAGCCUUCAAGUGUCUCUUCCACAUGGUCACAUCAUUUACAAUCAAUCUGCUCAAAAGCAGAGCUGCCGUUGCAACUGCCAGCGGCUACCAGAUUGCCGUUAGCCUUCCCAGUUGUUCCUUGCGAGAGGUUUCUACUUUCUUUCCUUUGCCAAAUCAUAUUUCAAGUCGGUUUCUAGUGCAAGCCCGUGCAAUGUCGCAGCAGUCGCAGCCAGAGCUCCAAGAGGGCGAGAAAGUGGCCUGGAAGUUUGGCGCCGGCAAAGCAGUGGGCCACGUGGACCACAAGCUGACGGAACCGACCAAGGUCGGUAGCAGGACAUACAAAGCCUCUGAGGAGAAUCCCAAGUACCUGGUCCAGUCCGAUAAGAGCGGGGGCAAGGCAGCCCACAAUCCAGACAAGCUCGAGAAGCUGGAAGACUAGAAGAAUGAAUCUCCUCGGAAGCUAUAGUUGUACAUAUGUUGCUGAGUGUCAUUGUCGACGUCUGAGUAUAACGUGUCGACAAUAAGGACCGCUGAUUGUAUCAUGGAACCAACAUCAGCUUAUUCAAGUGGAAGUUGGAAAAGUAAACCAUUUUUUGAAAGUGUAAAGACAAGCAUUGGGGUACAGCUGUUGGGUAAUUGUUUUACUGGGUUUUGAGAUUGAAGAAACUGAUUCAAUGUUGUUUCGAAGGAAUGUUGCCUGCCACUCAAUCGACUUCAAGAGAGUAGCUUAGAACAUGCCGCGGUGGCAUGCCUAUCGCCGUGC